This is a messenger RNA of Malania oleifera, 2184 nucleotides long. Its product is annotated as microtubule-associated protein 70-5. Gene Ontology annotation, biological process: cytoskeleton organization. The transcript is spliced from 11 exons. The record is from RefSeq and is a predicted model, not a curated record. Gene Ontology annotation, molecular function: microtubule binding. Lineage: Eukaryota; Viridiplantae; Streptophyta; Magnoliopsida; Santalales; Ximeniaceae. Bases 171 to 1877 code for a protein of 568 amino acids.
UUAUAUCUCCCCUUAAACCCGGCCUCUGCUUCUUGGUACUGCAACUCCCCUUUUGCCUUCUUUCUCUGCAUUUUCAACCGCAACCAAAGAAGAAGAAGAAGAAGAAGAAGAAGAAGAAGAAGAAGAAAAAGAAGAAGAAGAAGAAGAAGAAGAAGAAGAAUAACCCAACAAUGGUGGGUUUGGAAGUACGCGGAGGAGAUGACCCAUUUCUCGCUCUCUCUGUCUCUGACCCUGUUGUGUUGGAGCUCAAUCGUUUGCAGAACCGUCUCAAAGAAAAGGAGAGGGAGUUGGGCGCUGCACAUAGUGAAAUCAAGGCAUUGAAAGCAACAGAGGUCCUGAAAGAUAAGGCUAUAGAAGAGCUCAGAAAUGAAGUUAACAAAUUGGAUGAGAAGCUUAGAGUCGCCGAAAAUCUUCUUGAGAAGAAGAAUCUAGAAGUCAAGAAACUAACAAAAGAGAAGAAAGAUGCAUUGGCUGCACAAUUUGCUGCAGAAGCAACUCUUAGAAGGGUGUAUGCAAAUCAAAAGGAUGAUGACUCUGUUCCGAUCGAGUCUGUUAUUGCUCCUCUGAAGGCUGACAUUAAAGCAUAUAAAGUGGAGAUUGCUGCACUACAGGAGGACAAGAAAGCUUUGGACCGGCUUACUAAGUCAAAAGAGUCCGCUCUGCUUGAAGCAGAGAAGAUUUUGAGAAGCGCUCUGGAAAGGGCUUUAAUAGUGGAGGAGGUUCAAAACCAAAACUUUGAGUUGAAGAGACAGAUUGAGAUAUGCCAGGAGGAGAACAGAAUCCUUGAUAAAACCAAUCGUCAAAAAGUUCUAGAAGUUGAAAAGCUUACCCAAACCAUUAAAGAGCUUGAAGAGGCCAUUCUAGCUGGUGGGGCUGCAGCUAAUGCGAUUCGUGACUACCGGAGACAGAUUUCAGAACUGCACGAGGAGAAGAGGACCUUGGAAAGGGAGCUUGCAAGAGUCAAAGUUUCAGCAAACAGGGUUGCAACUGUGGUGGCCAAUGAAUGGAAGGACGACAAUGACAAAGUUAUGCCUGUUAAGCAAUGGCUAGAAGAGAGAAGGAUACUGCAGGCAGAGAUGCAACGGUUAAAAGACAAGCUAUCGGUAUCAGAGAGAACAGCCAAGGCAGAAGUACAACUCAAGGAUAAGUUGAAGUUGAGGCUAAAGACCUUGGAAGAAGGCUUAAAGCAUGCAUCAAGUUUCUCUGUCAAUCCCAAAACAUCCCAAAAAACUGAAAAACCCAAUCACUUCUCAAGUUUCCUUUCAAGCAAUGGUGUGCUAAGAAAGCGAUCUACGUCGCAGCCAAGGGCUUCUAGCAUCAGCAGGAACCCUCCUUUGCAGCACCAAAAUGUAGGAAAUGAUCCAGCCAAUGCAGCUGGGGAACCGAAGGGUGUAGAUGGCUUGAAAAAGAACAAUGGUUCUGGGGAAAAUAUGCUGAGAAAAAAAUUGUGGGUGUCUACAAAUAAAGUUGACAGUGGUGGGAAGGAAAACACAGAGAUCAAGGCAAACACAGAUGGUGAUCCUGCCGUCUCCACAGAAGUUAAAGCCAAAGGAGAUCGUGGUAGUGAAGAGUCACAGCAUAUGGGAAAUACGAAUUCUGAUAUGGUUUCUGGGUUUCUGUAUGAUAGGCUUCAAAGAGAGGUCAUCAAUUUGAGAAAGUUCUGUGAUGUGCAAGACAAUAGUUUGAAUGCAAAAGACGAAGAAAUCAAGAUGCUCAUGAAGAAGGUUGAUGCACUGAUGAAAUUCAUCGAAGUAGAAUUGAAGAAAAUGAAGAGAGAAUCUGCAGCCAAGGAAAAAGAAACAGUAUCAGCUAAGGUUGAUGACAACAAAAGGAUUAGAAACAUGAACAGCGCUAAAAGGAUCACAAAAUCACCUUAAAGAAUCAUUGAUGGAAGAAAGUUGGAGUGGAUCAGGAAGGCAUUUGCUUAAUCAGCCAUUACCAGUGAUUUUUAACAUUGUAAAUAUGGAAACAAGAAACAUUUGAGUGAUGGUAGCUAGUUCAAAUAAAGAUCUAAUUCAAUGGAAGGAGUUUGGUUUUUUUUUGGGGGGGAGGUGUUUGGGAUCUGACAUUGUAACAUCAUAGGGAUGAUGUUUAAUUUAUGUUAUUCUGUGUGAGAUUUACAAUGUAUCCAACACUUUUUUUAUCAGUUUGUGUUUCUGAAUAAAUCAUAGUUGCCUGUUAUUU